AUGACUGUUGAAUCCUCGGAAGCUCAGGGAAACGAAACUCCGGGUUUGAGAGACAGAGUCCCAGCCACUUCUGAACAGCAAGAACCCACAAGCAGUUAUGAGGAUAGUGAUCUGCGGAUCUACACAACGCAACAGACCGACAUCAAAGAAUUCAAACACGUCUCGGCAGGGUCCACUCACUUUUGCGAUGAUCAACAUUUGGAGAAUGCAGAAGACGACGAAACCCGCGGCAACUACGAUGACUACCGCGAGAGUUCCGAGCCUAGCGAGCAGCCCGACGGCCUUGAUUUUGUGGACGCCGUGGACAUAGACGACGGUAGCGGUGUUGAUUCUGAGUUGCACGUUUACGAUAGUCGGUACGACACCCGGGGCGAAGAAAUUCUGCUAAGAGUUGGAAUCAAGCAGGAGUUCGAGAAUCCGAAGGAGCGCAGCCACAACGCAGCUCUUGUCUUGACCCGCUUCUACUCCACUUCGAAAGUCCUUCAGCCGUGGCGCACUUCGUUGGAAGUACGAUCACCAUAUUUGAUUAAAGCUUUGCGAGAAGUCGUCAAAGUGUACCCUGGAGUAAGCUUUAGUGCCACAAGCAAGGUCGUCCUGACGCCUGACUCCAGUCGGUGUCUCUUCCACCAUCACGCAGAGCUUGAAAAGUAUGCCAGCUCAUCCAACGACAAAACUUUACAGAGUCAUAUGACCCUGUGCUUGCAAUAUGUCAACCGCUCAUUCCGGAAUGAGAUCUCAAGAUACAACGCAACCGUCGGAGACAAGUCCCCUAAUCCCGGUAUAGACUUCAAGAAUCUUUGGAUGGCCUACAAGCCAGGCGAGCUACUUUACCAGAAGGUCCGCGGGAUCGAGAACCUUGUUACACUCCAGUCCAUGGAGAUAAUGUGCGCGGGCGAAGAUUACGAGCACUGGUGGCUAGUGACUAAGACGAUAGAGACCGACGGAAGCAUGGUUGGAUACGUUUACAAAGGUACCGCUGUCUUCAAAUACGAGGGGUUUGCACCGUUCACGACACUCAGUAUCUUCCCAUUACGAUUCCACCGGGAAGAAGAAGCUAUCAAGCGUCGUAUGCUCAAGAGAGGGACAAAGUAUAUCUCUUUGAUAGGCAUUCACCACUGCCAGUACGAUGGGAAAGCUAGGCUUAGUAGACGAGGAGCGCCAACCACAAUCGACUACCAUCUCACCACAGCUGCGGUUCGACAGAGAAUCAUCGUUGACUUCGAGGAAUGUUACCAAAAUCUCGAGGGUCGUGCCUUGGACUUCUCAGAGGAUGAAGAGGAUAUCAUCGGCCCUGCAUCGCCGGAUCUCAAAGUUGAUGAUGCCGUCUUAUUAAUUUGUAGUCAUGAGGUCCCGGCGUUCACCUUGAUCAACAAGCAGUGGGGGUGGUUCAACGUUGAGGAUAUCCAGCCAGUCACCUUCAACGACGAGGGUUUCGAGAAUCUCGUUCUUCCUAGUAACAAGAAACAGCUCAUAUCAUCUAUUAUUAUGUCUCGAAACUUGGAGGGUUUCAGUACCGAUGACUUCGUCGAAGAGGUGAUGGCAGACCGCGCUCGUCGGCCACUCAUCACGUCUAAUUCAGGCCAGUUCAUUGGUCCGCCGGCCGCAGUCGAACUGUCCUUAGCACGACUGUUACAUUGUGCUACCCGGUGGCAAGCGCUUGUGCUGUUAGACGAAGCAGAUGUAUUCAUGCAAGCUCGUAAUUUACAAGAUCUGGAGCGUAAUGGAAUAGUUUCCAUGCUGCUGCGCACCCUUGAGUACUUCGAAGGAACACUCUUCUUAACAACCAAUCGUGUUGGAACAAUCGACAGCGCAUUCAUGUCUCGAAUUCAUCUAGCGCUCUCAUACGAGCCUCUAUCCGAAGCAGCGAGGAGACAACUCUGGGAUACCUGGAUCACACGAGCAUGUCGUGGACAGCGUCCCAUUUGGGUUAGAGAAGAGUUUCUCACCCAAUUAUCACGCUUGGAUGUCAGUGGACGGGACAUCAAGAACAUAUCGCUUCUGGCUCAAGGGUUGGCCAAAACCGGCCAGCGGGAAAUGACUUCUGAAGAUAUCUGGAAGGGGGCCGAUGCAAUGACACAAUUCCAGGAAGACUUUAGAGCUAGCGUCACUCAUCAAGAGACUGGGAAGAGGUCCGACCUAAAGGUUCCCGACACAAAGGCAAUGCCUUCAAAGACAUGGCUGAAGACACUUCGCCAGUGGUGGCGGUCAUAA
Colletotrichum phormii is the source of this 2211-nucleotide messenger RNA. RefSeq lists its product as uncharacterized. Lineage: Eukaryota; Fungi; Ascomycota; Sordariomycetes; Glomerellales; Glomerellaceae. The record is from RefSeq and is a predicted model, not a curated record. The transcript is spliced from 4 exons. Gene Ontology annotation, molecular function: ATP hydrolysis activity; ATP binding. The coding region runs from base 1 to 2211 and encodes 736 amino acids.